Messenger RNA from Anneissia japonica, 1420 nucleotides. RefSeq lists its product as uncharacterized. The record is from RefSeq and is a predicted model, not a curated record. The transcript is spliced from 4 exons. NCBI's taxonomy places the organism in Eukaryota, Metazoa, Echinodermata, Crinoidea, Comatulida, Comatulidae. The coding region runs from base 38 to 859 and encodes 273 amino acids.
UAUUGUUAAAGCGUUUACCGAACGAUUGGUUGGGAGUAUGGCUGUUGUAUCGCAGUCAGAUAUCGACGCUUACAAGCGAGAUGGGUGUGUAUGUCUUCGUGAUGUUUUCUCAUUAGAUUGGAUUGAGAAGAUAAAGAUAGGAAUAAGUACCAAUAAGGCUAAUCCUAGCGUGUAUUCGGAGAACCUCCUUGGAAGUCAGGGAGACGGGUACUAUUUCAACGACUAUGGCAACUGGAGAACAAUACCCGAGUUUAAAGAGUUCGUAUUGCAAUCUUCGGCUGCAGAGAUUGUCGGGCAGCUUCUAGAAACAGAGAAGGUGGGUUUCUACCACGAGCAUGUUCUCACGAAAGACGCAGGGACGUACAAAGUCACACCCUGGCACAUGGACCAGUCCUACUACCCAAUAGAUGGUGACAAGGUUUGUUCUAUUUGGUUACCAGUGGAUCCGAUUCCUCUCAGUUCGUCUCUACAAUUUGUCAAAGGCUCUCACCGCUGGGGAAAAUGGUUUUACCCCAGAAAAUUCGCAACCUCAUUAAACUAUCAACUAAAGAAUUCAACAAUGAAUAACAGUAAUCCUAAAACAUUCGAGAAUGUACCGGAUAUAGAUGGCGGUGGUUAUGAUAUUUUAAGUUGGGAAGUCAUGCCUGGUGAUAUCAUCGUAUUCGAUAUGAAAACACUUCACGGAGCUCCCAUGCACACGUCAGCGGAAACACCGCGGAGGAUCUUGUCGACACGUUGGCUAGGGGACGAUGCAGUGAUAGCGGAGCGACAGUGGGAGGUGUCGCCACCACUGAAAAAAGGAAUGGCUGCAGGAGAGCCAGCGAUUUGCGAUGAAUUCCCUCUGGUAUGGGCAGUCUAAAUAUGCACACAAUUCGUUAACUCCCUGGUUAUUAGUACAGUAAUAUUUAAAUACGUUUAUAUUCCUCUUAUUUUGUCAGAGCAUUUUAAAUCCAGUAGGUCACAACCGACACAUAAUUAGGUGCAACAAUCGUGAUUUACGAUGAAUUCUGGCACAACUUAAAUCUGCACAAAAUUCGACAACUCUCUGGUUUUAGCAACAUUUAAAUACCUUCAUAUUCCUCUCUUUUUUUAAUUAAAUCAUUUUGAUUGAUAUAAUACUAUACUAUAAUAUUAUUAUUCUUAUUAAUAAUAAUAAUAAUAAUAAUAAUAAUAAUAAUACUACUACUAAUAAUAAUAAUAAUAAUAAUAAUAAUAAUAAUAAUAAUAAUAAUAAUAAUAAUAAUAAUAAUAAUGGUAACAUACUGGCAUGUACAGUACUGCAAGCACAACGGAGAGCAAACUAAGACCUUUAUUUUCUUCAAGUGGGCCCUCUAUCGACAGAUAAGUAAAUUGCUUUCCGACGAAAUUUUUUUAUUCAUAAAGUGUGAAUAUACGAGAAUAAAUAUAAAAAGAAAUGUUA